AUGGAGAAAUCUAAUUUGCAAGAUACCAAUGAAAGUUGUGACGAAGAAUUGACUGAAGAAGAGGAACUGGACUUGAAUAAUAUGGACAGUUAUUUUGAUGCAGAAAUUGGGGAUUUGGUAAAAUCCCAGUUUUGCAUUCUAAAAAAACUCGGCCAGGGCCAAUUUUCGAAUGUUUGGUUGUGUCGGGAUAUUUUAAAAUCUGAAUACAUUGCAAUGAAAGUUAUCAGAAGUAAAACAUUCUACAGGGAAUGUGGGCAUCAUGAAAUAAAUAUGUUUAAAAAGAUUCCUUCUACUGAUCCUUCAGAUCAAAGAUGUGAAAGAUUAAUGAAACUUUCAGAAAACUUUAUAGUACCAAGCAAAGUUGAAGGCGUUCACGUAUGCAUGGUUUUCCAAACAAUUGGUUAUGAUUUACGCUCAUUCAUCCAAGAAAGAUAUUCCGAAGGAGCUCCACUAUUUAAAGUCAAGAGCAUAAUUCGACAAAUUCUGGAAGGGGUUGAUUAUUUGCACUCAAAAUGUGGAAUUAUACAUACUGAUCUCAAACCAGAAAAUAUAUUAAUUUGUCUUGGUGAUGAUGAUAUUAGAAUGAUAGUGGAUUUCGCCAAUAUGCAAGAAAUAAGGCCUGAAAGUGGAGAGGAUCAAAUUAAUAAAAAUGCUGAGAGUUCUUUUGGUAAAAUUCAAGAAACUGGCAAUGAAAAUGCAUCUGGGUCUGGUGCUGUUUCUGGGGAUAUCCAAACAAAAAAAUUCAAAUCACGUUCACCUGUAGAUUGUACUCCUAGACUAAAUAUAUUUUCAAGAGGAGACAUAAAGAUCAAAAUUACUGAUUUUGGUACUAGUUGUACAAGGUCAGAUAUACUUUCAUCUCCAAUUCCAACUAGCCCUUAUACAUCACUAGAAAUGUUAAUAGCUGCAGACUAUGGGCCUCCUGUUGAUAUAUGGAGCAUAGCUUGUAUAGCAUAUGAGCUAGCUACUGGAGAUGUUUUAUUUUAUCCACCUUCUUUCGACGGUGUUUCAAAACAUGAAAUUCAUAUUGGUCUCAUGAUACAACUACUUGGAAAUAUACCCAGAACAAUUCAAGAUGCAGGAUUGCUGUCACCUAAAUAUUUAUCAGAAUCAGGAGACUUAAUAAAUGUUGAUACAUCAGAGCGAUGCUCCUUAGAUCAAAGACUCGCCCUACUAAAAAAAUGGAAUAUUAUGCUAGCAUUUCCGUUUGCAGAUUUUUUGUUAAGUAUGCUGAAGUAUGAUCCUACGAGAAGGCCUACUGCUUCUGAAUGCCUUCAAGAUCCUUGGUUAAAAUUAUAA
This is a messenger RNA of Nezara viridula (southern green stink bug), 1299 nucleotides long. The record is from the annotation of a GenBank genome assembly. NCBI's taxonomy places the organism in Eukaryota, Metazoa, Arthropoda, Insecta, Hemiptera, Pentatomidae.